Molecule: messenger RNA, 2206 nt
Organism: Aphanomyces invadans
Lineage: Eukaryota; Oomycota; Saprolegniomycetes; Saprolegniales; Verrucalvaceae
Product: AMP deaminase
Exons: 10
Coding region: 13-2130 (705 amino acids)
Biological process (GO): AMP metabolic process; IMP salvage
Cellular component (GO): cytosol
Molecular function (GO): AMP deaminase activity
Source: RefSeq, a predicted model, not a curated record
CACGAGACGACCAUGGCGACCGCACAUGUCGAGCGCGACCGAACGCUGUCUCAGCUUUCCAUCCACGAAGAAGAAGACACUGACCACGACAAAGUCGAUGCGUUGGAUACGCAUCACGAGGAUCAUCAAAAGCACGCGUACUUGCAGUCCAUCUACAACAAGGCGAAGGAGAGAAAGAUGUCGCUCGUAGAUGAGAAUGACAAUGAUGGAGAACCCGAUGAUGACCUGAGCCACUUCUUCGAACGCAUUCCCGAGCCAUACUUGGACCAACGAACCUUUCAGCGCAUCAGCUUUAGCGCAGGUGGCGAUGAAAUCGACCCGGAAGCGGCAGAAGUGUGUGAAGGCAUCUUGAAGUGCUUGGCGUUGCGAGACAAGUGGAUCAAACACAGCAACGCCAUUGUGAUUCCAGACGAGGACUCGGUCGAGUACACCACUCCGCUCACGCCUGGACGAAGCAAGUUCCGCCACCGCGACGACAUUCCUUACGAUAUUUUCAGCACAAAGGCUCCAAGUGGCACCGACCACCGCAUCGAAAUCCACGAUGGCGUCAUUGUCGCGUACCCUAACGAGUCUACCGACCCGAUUUUGAAACCAUCGUCGCAGGAUGAGUUCUACGAAGACUGGUUCGAAGUGAAGCGCAUCAUAAACUCUGGACCUGUCAAGACAUUUGCGUUCAAAAGACUCAAGCUGCUAGAGUCGCGGUUCAACCUGCACGUCCUGUUGAACGGCGACCGUGAACUGGUGUCGCAGAAAGCCGUGCCGCAUCGCGACUUCUACAACAUUCGUAAAGUUGACACGCACAUUCACCACUCGGCGUGCAUGAAUCAAAAGCACUUGCUUCGGUUCAUCAAGUCGAAACUGAAGAACAACCCUGGGGAAAUCGUGAUCUUUCGCGAUGGUCGCUUCAUGACGUUGAGCGAGGUGUUUCGGUCCCUCAACUUGACCGCGUACGACUUGAGCGUCGACACACUGGACAUGCACGCGUCCAAUACGUUCCAUCGCUUCGACCGGUUCAACCUCAAGUACAACCCUGCGGGGCAGAGUCGGUUGCGCGAGAUCUUCCUGAAGACAGACAACCUCAUCGCAGGACGGUACCUCGCCGACAUCACGAAGGAAGUGAUGAGCGACCUGCAGCAGUCCAAGUACCAGCUCGUCGAGUGGCGCCUGUCCAUUUACGGCCGGAAGCAUUCAGAAUGGGACAAGCUCGCGCGCUGGUUCUACGUGAACCGCCUCGCGUCGCCGCAUGUGCGGUGGAUGAUCCAGAUCCCGCGCCUCUUCUUCCUCUACAAAAAGGCCGGCGACGUGGACAAUUUCGAGCACAUGAUCCAAAAUAUUUUUUUACCGCUCUUCGAGGUGACGAAGGACCCGAGCUCGAACCCGCAGCUCCACACGUUCCUCCAAGCGGUGAUUGGGUUCGACUGCGUCGAUGACGAGAGCAAAACGGACCCGAUGCGUGCCGAACGAGGCAAGCCAUUGCCACGUCCCGCGGACUGGACGAACGAGUCGAACCCGCCGUACGAUUACUGGUGCUACUACUUGUACGCGAACCUCGCAACGCUGAACGCGUUCCGUCGGUCCAAAGGCUUCUCGACAUUUACGUUUCGACCGCAUGCGGGCGAAGCCGGUGACACGGACCACUUGGCCGCAACGUUCUUGUGUGCGAAUGCGAUUAACCACGGGAUUACACUGCGCAAGUCCGCGGCGCUGCAAUACUUGUACUACUUGGCCCAGAUCGGGAUCGCCAUGUCACCGCUCUCCAACAACAAACUGUUCCUCGACUUUUACCGAAACCCGUUCCCGCAGUAUUUUGCACGUGGGCUGAACGUGUCCUUGAGUACAGACGAUCCAUUGAUGCUUCAUUACACCAAGGAUCCGCUGUUGGAAGAAUACUCGGUCGCGGCGCAGGUCUGGAAGCUUUCUGGGACCGACAUUUGCGAAAUCGCGCGCAAUUCGGUGCUGCAGUCCGGCUUCGAGCACCCGUUCAAACAGCACUUCCUCGGGAAGAAGUACUAUCUGCCGGGUGCUGCUGGCAACGACAUUCGCAUGUCCAACGUCCCGAACAUCCGCUUGGACUACCGCCACGAGACCCUCACCAGCGAGCUCGCGUACCUCCAGCAUGCUCAUGGAUGACAACGCCGCACAUGGUUGAAGCAACUUGCUAAAAAAGACAACGAGUAAAAUGUAUAACGCGUUUAUAACCCCGAUA